AUGGUGGAGGCUAUGAAAGAGAAGUUCAACAAAUACUGGGAAGAGUUCAGUGACAUAUUAGCAAUUGUGGCAGUUCUUGAUCCUCGACUAAAGUUUGCUUUUCUAGAGUAUUGUUACAAUAUUCUAGAUCCAGACACUGUCAAAUUGAACAUGGAGUAUAUUCGUGAGAAGAUGGGCUUUUAUGCUUACUUCUCUCAAAAGACCGCCGGUGGUAGUGGGAAAUCACCAUUAGACAUAUACUUGGAUGAGCCAGUGGUUGAUAUGGAAAGCUUUAGAAGUUUGGAUGCUGUCUCAUACUGGAAAGACAAUGCAAGCCGCUUUAAAGAGCUGUCUUCAAUGGCUUGCGAUGUCCUCAGUAUCCCUCUCACGACAGUGGCGUCGGAAUCAUCAUUCAGCAUUGGUAGCCGAGUUCUCAACAAGUAUACUGGAUUCUAUCAAGGAUUUAUGAUUCUGGACUUGGCAGUAAACAAUGAUGGUGCUUUAGGUGGUAAGAGGUUACUUGUGGAUGCCACAAAUGCGAGAACUGUUCAAUCUCUUGAGACUUUGAUAUUGUGA
Molecule: messenger RNA, 555 nt
Organism: Brassica oleracea var. oleracea
Lineage: Eukaryota; Viridiplantae; Streptophyta; Magnoliopsida; Brassicales; Brassicaceae
Product: zinc finger BED domain-containing protein DAYSLEEPER-like
Exons: 2
Coding region: 1-555 (184 amino acids)
Molecular function (GO): DNA binding; protein dimerization activity
Source: RefSeq, a predicted model, not a curated record